This is a messenger RNA of Schistosoma bovis, 2912 nucleotides long. The record is from the annotation of a GenBank genome assembly. NCBI's taxonomy places the organism in Eukaryota, Metazoa, Platyhelminthes, Trematoda, Strigeidida, Schistosomatidae.
AAUAAUAAUAAUAAUAAUAAUUUUCUUUUAUUUACGUCUCACAAAACUAUGGUAGGUUCGCUUGUUUUGAUGACCAAAUUUUUCGACCAAUCGGUUGUAGAUGGCAUGGAACCUGACACAUGUAUACUUUAUUCCGAAGAAGAUGAAGCACAUAAUGCGAAAAUUUAUGUAGAGAAUUUACUGAGCAAGGGCAAACAUGAAUAAAUUUUAUGAAUCAGAUUGUUGAUGAGAGAAUAAAGUUCAUUUACUCUGAAAUAGUUAAUGAAUCUGAUAAUUGGUUUAAUUAAAAACAUAGAAUCUGAGAAAGAAGAUUAGAAACAUUCGUUAAUUCAGUUAAUUUUCAACUAUUUGCAGUUUUCCAUGAGAUCAAUAUCGACUUGUGAGAAAUGCAUUUGUUGUCUAAUACUACACUGAAGGGAAUUUGUUUAUGUCACUAAAUAUUAGCUACUUACUGUGUAUGACUCAAACAAUCCAUCUUUCCAUCUCAUAAAACUUCCACUACUCCUACCGUUUACAUAACAACACUAGCCCUGGUAUAAUGUGUCGACGCGACUCGAGAAGAGAAUGAAACCCAUCCCAUUGUAUGCCAAAUCAAUUGUGAUCCUUAACAUUAUGGUUACACUAACACUAGGGAAUUCAUUUCAUAUAUGAUUUAUACUACCUACCUGACUUACAUGAGGUUAUCACAUAAAAAAAACUCACCAGGGGAUAAGCUGUUUACCUCCUCUAUCUUAUGAUCGUGGAAACAUCCUUGGGUGGAUGUGUUGCUCGUUGACAUGUAUUGGCGUUUGAGACCGGUUCCAAUGUUAUUGACAGACGUCUAGUACCUUUGCACAUGUAUCUCACGGGAAACACUGAUAAUUACUUGAUAAACAGGAGUAGCUCCAGAUUUGUGGGUUAUUAAUGCUUUAGCCUUCGUGUAUUCUCUUAAUCCUUCUGUGACCACGUGGUGAUGUCUUUGUAACACAGUUUUUUCGUUACCCUCUGGUGGUUAUUAGUUCUGACUCGGAUGCAAAUGUUAUUAGAUGAAUGGUCUGCUAAUUUUAGUGUCUCUAUCGGAUCUAACCCCAGUAAACUGAGGGAUGGAUUCUUUGUAGUGUAUAUUGUUGCAUUCGUAGUUGCAUUACCUUUAGAAACAGUCCAGGAUACUUCAACAAUAUUUAACUUUCCACCGGAAGCACUGUGUGCUAGUAUCGUCGUUGGACGAACUGAGAGUCUUCCAAGUUUCUGGGGUGGUAUGAGUAAUGUCAGAUGCUGUAUCAAGUUGAAGAAAGAUACAGUGUUUAUUAACGUCCACAGUUAUAUAUUUUCUUUGGCGGUAAAUACCUGCUCGGUUAUGAACUAUCAAUAUUUAGUUAUCACACGAGGUCUGUAUUUCUUGGAAUAGGGUUUCCAUGGAUGAUCUCGAUAGGUUCUUUUUCUGCAGCUGGUCUCUUUAUGGCAUUUACUGUGACAUUUAUAUGGACGGAACUUCUUGUAAUGCCAACUUCCACAUGGCCAACAUGGAGAUGAAGGCUGGUUGUCUAUGUGGGAUGGUUUUUGUGAGCUCGAAUCUUUUCGCAUAUAGCGUGAACGUAUCGCGACCAGCUAUUGUUUUCAACCAUGGAGGUAUUAUGUUUCAAGUUUACCAGUCUCCGCUAUUCUGUGGUUACUUUUUGUAGCGUUAUGUUUGGAUAUCGUUCAAUUUUACUUAAAAUUCUGGUUCUGAUAUCAGCAUCUUCAGGAGAUUGGAGACUGCACACAGAUAUAAGACUGUCAAACUGACCUUCUAUCAUUGCCGAUUGUUUAAGCCGCUUGCAAUCGCGAUUUACUAAACCUGAAUGUUUCACCCAGUCAUCAUCACCAGCCUCUGUUAUCUUGAGGCACUCAUAAUAGAUAAUUAAAUAAAGAUUAUUGUUCAUCAAAGAUUUGUGACAGGAUAUCAAUUGUUGCAUCAAAAGAAAAGUCUUCUGGGUACUUUGAAAGAAUGAAAUUACUGUGACCUUCGUGUUCAAGUUUAUUGGGGUGGAUCUUGAAAAAUCUUCAUAUUUCUUGAAUCAGGUUUCAUGAAUAGAAUUGUUGAUGAAAUCGGUAUGCGGGUUACAUGGGUAUUCAGUAAGUCCUCUGUGAUUAAGGUUCAUUUAUUGCGUUAGGAUUCCCGGGAUACAAACUUGGGACUGUUCAUGCCGUUUUUCCCGACGUUCAGGCAAAGAUUCUACUUGUUCAAGAGUUACUGGCACUGCAAUUGGUAUACCUCGUCGCCAGUUUGCUACUUGAUUACGACAGAAUACAGUAUACAACUAUCGUAAGUAGAACGUGUAAAACCCUUAUAGUCGUAAAUCAAAAGAUCGAAGUAAAGCAGCAAAAAUGGGUAUUGCGUAAAAAUCACAAAUGUAUAAAAAACAUGAAUGUUUAUACUUAUUGAUAUUGGCUAUAGACACCAUCAUAAUUCUGCCAAUCUCCAAGGAGGCAAUUUAUGCGACUGUCUAAUCGUCACAUGUCACGUUAGUAAUGUAGAAUACUCUACAAGUUCCAAUUGUACGAAAUCUCUUCGAAUCCUUUAGAGCCUCCGGACGCUUUGUCUUGCGUUUCAAAUCCAUCCCAACAAAAGAACCUUGCAAAAAAACGCUGACCGGAAAACCUAUGGACACUUAGACUUUCUGUUCUGCUUUAGGUUUUUAUUUCAAGAAAGCUUCUUCAAAAGGGUAGACUGCACUUUCAAUUUUUGUUGCACAUCUUUCUUCUACUCAGAUGUGAUUCAUUUAUCAAGCUAAAACUCCGACUCUUCGACUGUGUAAAUAUUGUAAAAUCAUUGCUUAAGUUUUCAUGUUUUUGAUUAUUCGUCUUUUUAGUUUGUUUUGCGAUCGAACGCUGGUCAGUCUAUUCAAACACGACUCAGAACCUGACACAUGUAAUCACAAUUGAUUGAUCAC